Molecule: messenger RNA, 878 nt
Organism: Phalaenopsis equestris
Lineage: Eukaryota; Viridiplantae; Streptophyta; Magnoliopsida; Asparagales; Orchidaceae
Product: tryptophan--tRNA ligase, cytoplasmic-like
Exons: 3
Coding region: 378-635 (85 amino acids)
Biological process (GO): tryptophanyl-tRNA aminoacylation
Cellular component (GO): cytoplasm
Molecular function (GO): tryptophan-tRNA ligase activity
Source: RefSeq, a predicted model, not a curated record
UAAAUGCAUAAGAAUUCAGUGGUACAUAAAUAAGGCUGUUAUACACUUUAUACUCUUCAGUUAUUGUUGGUCCAUCCUCUUGAGCUGGAAUGUGAGAGUUGUCCUUACCUAUAUGCUGACGGGUGGAGGAUUUAUUUGGUGCAACCUUGCAGGAAGAGCUGUGUUUGAUUGCUUUGAUUAUUUAAAGCUUUCAUUUGAUUGCUUUAACUAUGCUGGCUCUGUUUCUAGUGGAUAAACUUAUUAAGGUUGAUUAGUUUUAUUUCUAUAAUCUAUUUGGGUGUAAUAUUAAUGCCUUUAAUUGUGGUGCAGGAAGUGGCAUAUGCAUAUUGCAGUUUGGCAGUGAAGUAUUAAUUAUAAAUAACAUUUAUGAAUACUUUAUGAAAGUUGAACUCAUUUUAUUUUUCGUCUAUCUAUACACGCAGUUAGCCUUUUUUGCUACGAGAGAAGUCGAAGCUUUGGAAGAGCUUACAUGGGAAUAUGGUGCAGGCCGGUUGUUGACCGGCGAGGUGAAGAAGCGUCUUAUUGAAGUUCUUUCAAAGAUAGUUGAGAGACAUCAAAAAGCUCGUGCUUCAGUGACAGACGAGAUGGUGGAUGCAUUCAUGGCUGUGAGGCCUCUUCCUCACAUGUUCAGCUAAAGAUGGUUUCACUUUGAAUUACCCCUCACUCAAUUUGCUGUGUGAAAUAAGGGAGCAGAUCAGCAGAUGUGCAAUGAUUUUUUAGGCAUUCAUAUUUAAAUUUUAUGUAUCACUCACUUUGAAUUACCCCUCACUGGUACUGUUUGUUUGGACUAAUGUACACUUUGUGCCCUUCCCCAUAUAUUGUUCUGUUUAUGUAACUACAAUUGUUAUUUAUUUACAGCCAUACAACACAUUUCUCAU